AACAACCAAACCGUUGACUGGUACACCUCAGUCAACCCAACAAGACAGCACAACACACCUACUCUUCUUCCUUGUAACAUAAGAUAGAUUAAGACCCGUUAAUGGCGGUUCAUCUCCCUUUUGAUCCUGUCCUCCUCUCCCUUCCCUUCUCAGUCGAUUCAACCCACAAAAAAUAUCCACCCAGAAACCCAGAAAAAUGAAUCCAACCCUCCAAGCUGUAUUAGCAGCCAUGGCUAGUUUUUUCGCAGUAACUGUUCUUUUCGGAGUUCUUAUGGUAAUCUGCAGAACCAGCUCGAAACGACAGCGUCCUAAUCCACCCCGAUCUCGGGUCAGAACACUGGAUACCCGGCCCAAGGCAGUGCCCACUAACAAACCGGAGUUUUCUUCUAUUACUAUAGGAGAAACUACAACCUUUGACCCGAGUUUGAACCCGGUUUCCAUGGGGGAGCUCCUUCAAGCUACAGCGAACUUCUCUCCGGAGCUCAUAGUCGGAGACGGGAGCUUCGGCUUGGUUUAUAAAGCUAAGCUCUCCUCCGGUGUCGCUGUCGCCGUCAAGAAACUCGACGCCGAUGCAUUCCAGGGCUUCCGGGAGUUUCAGGCUGAAAUGGAGACCCUGGGAAAGAUCCACCACCCGAAUAUCGUUAAGAUUCUCGGGUAUUGCUCCACCGGUUCGGAGCGGAUUUUAGUGUACGAGUAUAUCGAGAGGGGAAGUUUGGACCAAUGGCUGUAUGACACGUCGUGCCCGUCCGAGGAUACCGAUGACGUGGACGUGGAGCAUUCAGUUUUCAGGUUGCCGUUAUCUUGGGUAACGAGGAUUAAGAUUAUCAGCGGAAUUGCUAGGGGAUUGGCUUAUAUGCAUAAUUUGGACACACCAAUAAUACACAGGGAUAUUAAGGCCAGUAAUGUGCUAUUAGACGCGAAUUUCGAGGCACACAUAGCUGACUUUGGAUUGGCUAGAAGCAUCGAGGGGUCCCACUCGCACGUAUCGACUCAGGUGGCCGGCACGAUGGGCUACAUGCCGCCGGAAUACCUUAGCGGCGCGACGACGGCGACGAUGAUGGGGGACGUUUAUAGCUUUGGGGUACUGAUGUUGGAAAUUGUCACCGGGAGGCGGCCUAGUUUGCCCUUUCCGUGGGAAGAUGGAAAGGAGAUUAGGUUGAUGGGAUGGGUUAAUACCAUGGUGGCGCAAAAGCGGUACAUGGAAAUGGUGGAUGGUAAUAUCCUAAAGGAUGAGCUCAAGGAAAACGAGGUCAUAGAAGUUUUUAGAAUUGCUAAAAUGUGUGCUACUGAGAAUGGUAAAACUAGGCCAGCAAUGAAGGAGGUUGCCCAAAUGUUGGAUGGAGUUUCUCCACAAAAAUGAGCCCAGUGGCAGUUUGGAGGGGGUUUGAUCAGAUCUAUCUUUUCUUUUUUGGUAUUUUUGGUUUUACCCUGUCUUAGCUUUAGAACCCAUGUUUGCUUGCGGCAAAUUGAGGUGAUCAUGACAGGGAUGUAUAGCAUACAGCUUAUUAUGCAACAGAGUGAUAAGGGUUAUCAGUACUUCGGCUGAAGAAUUCCUCAGCUAAAUGAUUCAACAUAGGAAUUUAGAAUAGGUCAUCAGUACCAUAAGUUGUGGUUAGUUUCUAGUUACAGAACCUGGGAUGUCACAAAUCCCUGUUUUCUGCAAUGUGAGGUUCCAACUUCCAACUUCGCUGAUCCAAGACUCCUGGAAGUUGAAACUCAAAGUAGUGUUAGGUAAACAUGACUUUGUGGCAAAAUUUGGUUCCUGUAAUGCACAGCAGGAAGUAUUUUGUGUAGAACCUCACAGGCGCAUUUUGGCAUAGAAUGGUUCUUGUCACUGAUCAUUUAGUGACAAUUCACGAGAGAGUUUGUGUACUUUCUAUGAUUAAUUAAUGUUGUGACGUACAUGUUCUUGAUUGGAAAUUGGAAGGAUUUCACUUCAUCAUCA
Coffea eugenioides is the source of this 1945-nucleotide messenger RNA. RefSeq names its product leucine-rich repeat receptor protein kinase EMS1. The record is from RefSeq and is a predicted model, not a curated record. NCBI's taxonomy places the organism in Eukaryota, Viridiplantae, Streptophyta, Magnoliopsida, Gentianales, Rubiaceae. Bases 197 to 1360 code for a protein of 387 amino acids. Gene Ontology annotation, molecular function: protein kinase activity; ATP binding. Gene Ontology annotation, biological process: protein phosphorylation. The transcript has a single exon.